AAGACCAUCAGAUAGAAAGAGAGAGAGAGAGAGAGAGAGAGAAAGAAAAGAGAAGAAACGAAGAGAGAGGGAGAGAGAGCAAAAAUGGUUCUUCUUGAAAAGCUUUGGGAUGAUAUUGUCGCCGGACCUCAGCCGGAACGCGGCCUCGGCAGGCUUAGGAAGGUGUCUCCUAGGCCCUUGAAUGCAAAAGAAGGGGAAGGAGAGUCGAGCAAGUUGGCGAUGCCGAUGAGCCCGGGAACACCAGGAACCCCAGGAACCCCAGGCACACCAGUAUCUGCUCGUGCUAAAGACAACGUUUGGAGGAGUGUUUUCCACCCUGGUAGCAACCUUGCCUCCAAAUCCAUGGGUAACCAGGUUUUCGACAAGCCACAGCCCAACUCUCCCACUGUCUACGACUGGCUCUACAGUGGGGAGACCAGGAGCAAGCAUCAUCGUUAAGGUGAUGAACAAACAACUGAACUGACCAGCAGCCACCGGGGGUUGCAUGUAAAUAGUGAACAUUUUCAUCUCAGUGUUUGCCACGUGCCCCAAUGAGGGUUUUCCGAUGGCUAUGUGAUUAGGUGUCCUUUUGAAUUUUCUAACUAGGGCUUCCUCAGAGAGAGAGAGCUCACUGUCUUAGACUCUUAGGCGUUAUGAAAUGUGAGUGAGAUUGUAUGAACACUUGUGCGGUGAUGAUGACUCUUUGUUGGUCAGAUCUACCGUUGGAUGGUGGUGAGGAGUUGCUGUCGUGUUUUACUAUAAUUAAAUAAAUAAAUAUUAUUUUCUAUGUUAUUAAA
This is a messenger RNA of Malus domestica (apple), 776 nucleotides long. RefSeq names its product auxin-repressed 12.5 kDa protein. NCBI's taxonomy places the organism in Eukaryota, Viridiplantae, Streptophyta, Magnoliopsida, Rosales, Rosaceae. The record is from RefSeq and is a predicted model, not a curated record.